AUGUAUUGUUUAGAAAUAGUAGUUAAAAGUGGCAGCAACGAUCUAUCGGCAAAGCGCAUCAUGAAUUUAAAGAUUAAGAUUCCAAAGGAUAAAAAUACUGAUGGCCCAAAGAUUAAGAGAAAGGCUUCUCUUAAACAAAAAACCGUCUCUGCAGAUGAGUAAGAAAAGAAAUGUAAGUACAAAUUCCGAUCUCCUUAAACAAAACCUGAAGUAAAACUUGCUUCUUAAUUAAAUGAUGAAUUACUCAAAUAACAUUAAAUCUCAUAGUUAUUCCAAGAAUACAAGCUAGCAAAUUUGAAGGCAAAUCUAGUAAAAUUGAAAUCAAAGUAAAACUAUGAAUUAAAUGAAUUGAAUCAUAUAGAGUUGGAAGAUGAUGAACAAGUUAAGUUCUUUUUGUAAGAGAUUUGUAGGAAUCAUCCUGAAAUUGAAGUUAGUCAAUUACUAUAGGUAGAUGUUGAAAAGAAGUAAAUGAAAACUGAGAGUAAAAAAUAAACAUUGUAAGAAUUAAUUGAGAAAAGAAUUAAGUAAGAACAAAAUGAAAAUUUGGUGAAGAUGGAACAACAAUAUUAAAAGAACUUAGUCAAUAUCUACAAAGAAACUAGAUAUGAUUAAUUUGAACCUGAAUUUAAAAAGCAAGGAUAAAUCAAUAUUUGUAAAAUAAAGAAACAGAAAGAAAUUUAAGAUAAAAUGUAUUCUGAGAUAUUUAAAAUAAAACAUCCUACAUCUGAACAUAAUAAUAAAUAAUAAUAUUUUCAUAGACAAUAUAUAACUCCUAAUAAAAAACAUCAAACAGCCAAAUCAUAAUAAUUAUAAAACAAUAUCUUUCUUUCUUAACCAGAUACUAUUUAAAUUACUCCUUAAAACUCAAUUUUACAUGAAUUCAAAGUAAGUCCCCUCACUACUUCUGUUGGAACUUACAGUGAUAUCAAGUCUCCUCUGAAUUCUUAUAGGAAAAAUGAUUUCAGUUUAAAAUUGAAAACAAUAAUGGACAAAUGUGAUAUCAUUGAAAUAGAAUAAGCUAAACAAAAUGAAAUCAUUAAAAAAAAAAUGAAUAAGAUGGGAAAAGAAAUCUAUUAACAUUUUGAAACUGCUAGAAAUAGAUAUUAAAAUUAAGAAAUGGAAAUUGAUGUCAAUGAAGGUUUUGAACGAUUCUUAUAAGAAAAUCAAUUUAAAAGAAAAUUAAUAUAAUAUUAAGUGAGUUAAGUUCAAAAUCUUCAUGAAGUUCUAAGUUAGAGAGCCAAAAGAGAAAUGACUAAUAAUUUUAUGGGUACAGAUUUAGACAAAAGACAAUUAAUUUGA
Molecule: messenger RNA, 1299 nt
Organism: Paramecium pentaurelia
Lineage: Eukaryota; Ciliophora; Oligohymenophorea; Peniculida; Parameciidae
Source: the annotation of a GenBank genome assembly